Beta vulgaris subsp. vulgaris (sugar beet) is the source of this 2520-nucleotide messenger RNA. Its product is annotated as protein GAMETE EXPRESSED 1. NCBI's taxonomy places the organism in Eukaryota, Viridiplantae, Streptophyta, Magnoliopsida, Caryophyllales, Amaranthaceae. The coding region runs from base 378 to 2177 and encodes 599 amino acids. The record is from RefSeq and is a predicted model, not a curated record. The transcript is spliced from 7 exons.
AGAAUUAUAUAUAUACUCCUACAUAAAAUGAAAUUUGUCUCUUCUUCUAUCUCCCAACUAUUAUCUCCUAGCGUUUUAAGAGUGAAUGAAGCUCCAUAUUUUCAUCAUACAACUGUUAUAAUCUAAGUGUUGCUUGUCAAGAACUCUUGUUCUUAUCCUGUGUUCCGUUUAUUUAUUUUUUAUCCAUAUGAACCACGAAGGUCGUAUGCAGUACAAAGAAGAAGAGGGGGAAUUCGAACCUGUGAUUAGGCCAAGACAUCCUUAUAUCUUUCUUCCGUUUAUUAUUGCACAUAAAAAAGCAUGCAUUAAUUAAUUCCGUUCAAAAUAACUCUUUCUUCCCCCAUUCACUCAAAAGGUUGUACUAGGUAAAACUGAAGAUGUGCUAUCAAAAUCUUGUUCUGUUUCUGGUAGUUUUUCUCUCAUUAUCACCAAGAAGUCAGUCAUGGGGUUGGUUCUCGUCUUCAUCAGAUGCUUCUUCGAGUGAAAAACAGUCAGUAAACAUAGAUUUAUCCAAAGGUUUGGUUGCUGAGUUUUCAGUAGAUGCACUUAAUGAUCCAAAAGCAGCUGAACUGCUUGAAAAUGCUAAGAGAAAACUUGGAGGAACAAAUAAAUGUUGGUUUAGGGCAUAUCAAGAUUUAUUUUCGACGUGUUCUGACAUUUUUGCUGCUGAAGAAAAGAGGAAAAGGCUUGCUUGGCAUUUAAGUGAUUGUUUUCAGAAGGAUACAGGAAGAAAUUCAUUUCCUUCUUGUGGAAUUAAAACUGCCAUGCUUGAUUGUUUAAGGAAGUUGAAUAAUGAUGAUCACAAGACUUACCUUGAAUUUUACCUCCAAACAAAUUCUAUCUGUCAUCAGUUACAGUCCAAGGCUUUCAAGUCUCAGUUAGAAGGACUAGUGAAUGAACUGAAAGAUUCAGCACAAUUUGCAGAAAACAAAUUAAAGACCAUUGAAGAGAAAUCUGAUAAUCUUCUACAUAGUUCAAAUGAAAUACAUGAAUCUAUAACAUCCAUCAAUUCACAGACUCAAGUUGUUGGAGAAACUUUGAAGAACAUGUUUGGACAUUUGGGUGCUGUUUUAAAUCACUCAAAAGAGCUUAAUGAGACAGUUCAAGGUAUUGCUAUGUCGCAAGAAGAGUUGGUCGAGGGACAGGGGAGAUUGAGAGAGAAACUGGAAGAAGAUAUGUCGAGAAUUCAAGAAUCAUAUGAUGAUUUAGGCCAAGAAAUACUGAGUUUACAGAAAAAAGCUGUUAAUGUGAAGCAGGAGGUGAACAAAGUUGGAGAACUUAUGUCGUCGCAGAUGCAAAAUCUCCAAGGAAAAACUGAUGAUAUUACUAAUAUGGCCAAACUUUCAGUAGAAAAGCAACAUGAGCUUCUUCAAGGUCAAUCCACGGCUCUUGAGGGUCUUCAGUCUCUGACUACCUUCCUAUCUCAAGCAUUACAGGAGAGCAGGAUUUCUUUGCAACAAUUAGUGGACUUCGCAGAUGGGCAACAUCAAGAACUGUUGAAGCAGCAGCAACAACUUCUGCUAGCUAAUGAUCACUUGGCUAAUAACUCAAAAUCCAUACUAGCAGCUCAGGAAGCAUUUGAGUCAAAACAAGCAAGCAUGUUUGCUGCCAUUGAUAAACUCUUUGCCUUACACAAUGCUAUGUUGCUCGAAUCGAGACUUAUCAAGGCUUUCUUUGUGUAUACCAUCUUAAUACUUGUUCUCUACAUGCUUACAAGCACAAAGCAAACUUAUGCUGUGAGAUGUAGGCUUUAUAUAGGAUUAUGCAUUGCAUUUGCAAUAGAAUGUGCAAUACUGCGUUUUACAAGCAACGAGAUCAAAGAGCACAUCCAUCUAAGAACAGUUGUGAAGCCACUUUUCGGACUCUAUGCUAUCAUUCAACUUUUAUACACUAUUAUUACAUAUAGGGACUAUGAGACACUAAACUAUAAGAUGUUAGUCUCCCUUGUUGAAAAGGUAAGUGGGAUGAAAAAAGGAGAUCAUGAUUUUUCAUGGAAUGAAGAUGAGGAUGUGGACAGUGAAGUUGACUGGCUUUCUUGGGUAGAAGCUGAGUUACCUGAAGACAUAAGUCUUAAGGAAGACCCAGAUUAUCUGCUACCAAUUGCAGCUGAGGACAUGGGAGAGAACUCAGUUGUCACCAGCACAGAAAGAAGAUAUAAUCUACGUUACCGUCGAUAAAAAUUUUGGAUUAAGAUUUUGAUUAAGAACAUUUAAUCAAAACAUAUAUACAUAGAAAAAAUUUGUUACAUUUUAGGAUUAAUGAUAGUAAUACAGUUAUAUAGACAAAAUGAAUAAGUUUUGUUCCUUCCUCUGUGUUAUUUAUGGGCUCAGGUUAAAUGUAUCACUUAUAUUAGUAUAUGCUAAUGUUGGGACACAAGUUUUGAUUAAUAUGUAAUAUACUUUCCUAUAACAAAAACCGCAAAUAGAAACAUGCACCCAAGUACAUGUAGAGGAUGGUACACCCUCCUCUAAACUGCGUCAUUUUACCAUCUUAUUUGAUACAGAAGCGGACAUCUAUCUA